Molecule: messenger RNA, 903 nt
Organism: Metarhizium album ARSEF 1941
Lineage: Eukaryota; Fungi; Ascomycota; Sordariomycetes; Hypocreales; Clavicipitaceae
Product: hexaprenyldihydroxybenzoate methyltransferase precursor
Exons: 1
Coding region: 1-903 (300 amino acids)
Biological process (GO): ubiquinone biosynthetic process
Molecular function (GO): 2-methoxy-6-polyprenyl-1,4-benzoquinol methyltransferase activity
Source: RefSeq, a predicted model, not a curated record
AUGUCAACUGCUCUGAGGGCGACGGGCCGCGUCCUCGGACCAUCGAGGCCAAGCACAGCUGCAGCAUCUCGGCACACUCCCCGUCAGUGGCGACCCGAAUCGUCUCUCAAACCUUUCCGGCUCGAUUCGCGACAAUGGCAGUCGACCUCCUCCUCAGUUAACCCUGAGCAAGUAUGCCACUUCAACAGCCUCGCCUCCGAAUGGUGGGCUCCCCAUGGAUCCUCCCGUCUGCUUCACCUCAUGAACCCGGUGCGACAAGACUUCAUCCGCGGCUGCCUCCAGUCCAUUCCCGACACGACGGCCUCGAGGCUCCAAGACGCAUCCCUCAGCUACCUCGACAUCGGAUGCGGAGGCGGCAUCUUUGCCGAGAGCGCCGCACGACUACCCACGACGAAGCGAGUCACUGCCAUUGACCCUACGCCGUCCGUGCUGGCCGUCGCAAAGGCGCACGCGAAGAAGGACCCCUCGCUGAGCGGCAAACUAGUCUACCGACAAACCUCCGUCGAAGAGCUCCAGGUGCCUCGGGGGCCAGGCGAGGCAUACGACAUUGUCAGCUUGUUCGAGGUAAUUGAGCACGUGGACCGACCGGGGCCCUUCCUGGAGCGGGUUCGGCUGUUCGUCAAGCCCGGGGGCUGGCUGGUCAUGAGCACCAUCGCGAGGUCGUGGGUGAGCUGGUUCACGACGAACCUGGUUGCCGAGAGUCUCUUGAGGAUUGUCCCGCCGGGUACGCAUGACUGGAACAAGUACAUCAACGAAGACGAGCUGCAACGCUUCUUCAUGGACAAAGGGUGGGACAGCCCCAGGGUCAUGGGCGUCGUCUAUGUGCCCGGACUCGGGUGGAAAGAGGUUCGUGGCGGUGAGAAGGUGGGCAAUUACUUUUUUGCUGUGAGGCGGAGCGAUUAG